AUGAGUCAGACAAUCACCGCCGCCAUGCAGAUGAUCGAGAGCCUCACCUGCGUCAGGUUCGAGCGCUAUGACCCUGAGACACAUGGCAACGAAGUGUUCCUGGACGUGCAUGUUCCGGAGACGCGUACCUGCUAUGCUACCGUCGGCUACAGCCCUCACGCGAGCAUGAUCUUGGGUCUGCACCCAGCGGUCUGCAGGGACCUUGGGGUAGUGACUCAUGAACUGCUGCACGUGCUCGGCAUGCAGCACACGCAUCAGCGGAACGACAGGGACCAGUACGUGGAGAUCCACCGCGACAGCAUCGUCACAGGAGCGCUGGGCGAAUACAGUAAAAGUCACUCAGAGACCUAUGGCCUCCCUUACGACAUGGAAUCCGUGAUGCACUAUGGGGAGGAUAUGUUUUUAAAGGAAGGCGCCAAGUACACCAUGCGGCCUCGGAAGAUCAAGGACGCUUCCGGAGAGCAAGUCAUGCUUCCGACCAUGGGUCAGUGGGAGAGGAUGUCGCUCGGGGACAUCGCGUGGGUCAACAGGGUCUACGGAUGCCCCUGCCACUACCAGGGCGACGACCUGCCCGGCGCCAUGCCCUAUUUGGACUGGCUCAAGAGCCAGCAGGAGAAGCGGCGGUACGGCGUGCCGCACUAUCUCGUCCCCAACGAUGUCACUUCCACCUGCCGGGAGUAG
This is a messenger RNA of Penaeus chinensis, 681 nucleotides long. RefSeq names its product astacin-like metalloprotease toxin 3. Gene Ontology annotation, molecular function: zinc ion binding; metalloendopeptidase activity. The transcript has a single exon. The record is from RefSeq and is a predicted model, not a curated record. Gene Ontology annotation, biological process: proteolysis. NCBI's taxonomy places the organism in Eukaryota, Metazoa, Arthropoda, Malacostraca, Decapoda, Penaeidae. The coding region runs from base 1 to 681 and encodes 226 amino acids.